UGUGGCAGCGCCCGGGGCCCGGCACCGGGUAAGGCAGGGCGGCACCGGGCAGGGCGGCACCGGGCACGGCCCCCGCCGCCACCAUGGUGAAGGAGGAGUGCAAGGCGCUGCUGGACGCGCUCAACAAGGUGACCGCCUGCUACCGGCACAUGGUGCUGACCAUCGGCGGCACCUCGGACUCCCAGAACCUGCGGGAGGAGCUCAAGAAAACCCGGCAGAAAGCUCAGGAGCUGGCGGUGGCCAACAGGAACAAGCUCACCACGGUCCUGAAGGACAAAAGCGUGAGUAAGGAAGAUAAAGCCGAGUUCGAGAGGCUAUGGGUGAUUUUCUCCACGUGCCUAGAGAUCCUGGAGAUCGAUAUGAGGAGAGCCCUGGAGCUGGGCCACGAGUUCCCUCUGAACGUCCCCAAAAAACACCUGAUCCAGACGGGCAUGAGCGGGGGAACCUCCGGCGUGGCCGCCCGCGCCAUGAGCGUCCAAAACAUGAAAUACGAGGCUGAGCACAACAUAGACGUGGUGGAUUUGAAAGACCUCGAGAACGAGAUCAACCAGGUAGGAGAGAUGAUGUACGAGAUGGAGAUGAAGGUCAAUGUCCCCCAGUGGACAGUAGAGGCUAAGCAAGACCCAGGGGCUGAACUGAAAUCCACCAUCAGCGUGGGCGCUUCCUCUAUUGGCAUGAUCUCUGUGGAGGAAAAUAAAUCCUUCUGCGAUAUCAGCAAGGUUCUAGCUGGGAUUAUUUUCACUGCUGUGCUCAUUAUCGCUAUUGUCCUGGCAGUGUGUGUGGUAAAACUGUCUUAGGGUGGUGCAAGCUCUGACACGAGCGACCGACCCCUCUCCAGCCUGUCUCUGGAGUGUUUCAUGCCUCACCUUCACUUCCAAAGUGUGUUACUUGGAUCAGCUCAGAAUUGUAAACGAGCACUUGAAAGAACAAAGCAGAACUUUUGCCUCUGGAUAGCCUAAAAUGCACUAUUUGUUUCUCCUAUGCUUUUUGAAGAAAAGGGAUGCAAAUCAGCCUGCAGAAUAGAAUGUCUUCGUUUACUGGACUUGGAACAGUUAAGCGAAGUACCAGGGUAUUAUCACUACUGGCUGUAACAGGGAUUUGCCUGCUAUUAAUAGGUCACUAUUCUCAGAAGCCUGUGGUUUUUGUUCUUCACUAGGCUCUGGUGUUUGCUGCUGGUCACUGUUUACAGUAUUGGAGGGUAACACAAAUUUGAUGGCUAACAUGGGUGUUUUAUCUGACCAAGUGAAUAGAAUUCAUCAAAUACAAAACGUAUUUCUUGAGCAGAGGAAAGGGCUAAGGAUGAAAACCCCAAUACAAGAAUGUAACCAAGCUCUAUUUUAAAUAAGUUAAUGGUUGGGGAGGGGGCAGAAAACAGAACGAUGUUUGAUACCAAGUACUGUUUGUUGAUUUCGACUGGAGUGUACGGAACCCAGUUGCAUGAAUUGGCACAGCACAUGUCAAUGACUAAUCGCUUUCCAAAUCCAGAGAGAAAAAAAGGAGAGUUGCAUAUUCAGAAAAAUACUAGCAAGCUUCAUGGUUUUCAUUCACAUUUACCACGAUUUUAGCUUGCCCUAAAAUCUUGCAGGAAGACUGAUUCUUGCUUCUGAUUUUAAUUUUUCUUUCUGAAGCAGCAGUUUGUACUCUGUGAUUAAUUAUGAAAACAGGAGCAAUGAAUCUACCCAGAGCAGAUGCAGUAACAUGGGAAAAUAGAUUUUAGCAAAAAGAAAUGAUGUUAAGUUAAAGCAGACUUCCCCAAUGGGAUCCCCUCUCCUAUUGACAGGGAGGGACUGAUGCUUGUAUGUGUACAGCCACAAUUCUUCAAGCUCCCAAACAGCAGAAAUCCAGACAAAGCUAAAAAUGUGUCUCAGUUUCAUAUCUCAGUCAUUUCUGAUUAAUCAUCUGGGAAACGGGAAGCCUGUAGGAUUGGUCCCAUUUGAUAAUUCUGGAAGGGAAAUGCAACAGCAUAAAACUUUGUAGUUCUUCCCUGUGGAAUUGUCAACAUUUAAACAUAAAACUGUGGGAACAUACACUUACUUAGCAGAGAAGCUGUACAAUAUUUUAUAAAAAGGAUUUAUGUUGUUAUGGUAUUUAUUAUUUACUUCUGGAAAUACCUUCUAGUGCUGUGAACACACACUGUCUGUUCAGGAAUGCUUGGUACAUGUGCUACAGUGCCAUAGGUGUAUGGGGCACUCCACAGCCAAAUAUAAAGACCCCAAAAUACUGGGGGUUUAAGAAGUUAUUUUUCUUUAUUGAUUAUUACAGGAACAUUAUCAAAAAUGAUCAGUAAUAAUCAGACAUGUUUUGUGAACAGUCUUCAUUCUUGUUAAAUAAAAUUGACAACAUG
This is a messenger RNA of Melospiza georgiana, 2344 nucleotides long. It is a transcript of the gene RGS9BP, whose product is annotated as regulator of G protein signaling 9 binding protein. The transcript has a single exon. Bases 84 to 797 code for a protein of 237 amino acids. The record is from RefSeq and is a predicted model, not a curated record. Gene Ontology annotation, biological process: G protein-coupled receptor signaling pathway; detection of light stimulus involved in visual perception. Gene Ontology annotation, cellular component: neuron projection; photoreceptor outer segment. NCBI's taxonomy places the organism in Eukaryota, Metazoa, Chordata, Aves, Passeriformes, Passerellidae.